AAUUUUAAAAUUUCAUGCCAGUAUGCUUCGUAACAGAUAUACAACACAAAAUUAGUUAGCAUGUUGAAACUGAAAGUGAAAGACGGACGUUGCUGUCAUAAAGACAUUUAUUGUGAAUGGAUUGAUAAUAAUUUCAAAGGAAUUGAUGGAGUUAGAACUAAAACUACGAAUAUGUUGGUAGAAUAGUUCGCUUUAGAGGGUAUUGGUUAAGCGGUGGAUUUUUUUUUCAGGGCCGCUUAAGAGCCACUCAGAAAACAAAACAUUCUACCAGAAUCGAAUAAUGUCCGAUUUAAUGAUCUGCUUGUGUCCAAACAGACCAAACUGGAGGUGAUGGAAUUUACAUAUAUGACGGAAAUUUUGUUAAUAAGAAUAUUUAUCCACAGUCUUUUGAAUCUCUCUGCAAGAGGGUUGUAGAACAAUUCAACUACUUUACCCAUCGUAAAUGAAGGAACUACGUGGAGAGAAAAUGAAUGGAAUAGCAAAUAUCUACAAGUAUUCCCUGCAUUUUUGUAAUUCUUCAUAAACAGUGUUAACUAAGUGAUUUGUCAAUAUGUCUGAAAGCAUCUUAUCACCCAAAGCUUCCAGCCAGUAUAUAGCAGAAACAAGUAAAGAUGUAACAAUAUGCUCUGAAGGUGUGGCAAAAGUUGCUAAUUUGAUAUAUGAAUCUGUGAAGAAUAAAAGUUUCGAUAUAACAAAUUGGAAGAAGCAUGCUCUUAACCCAAAGACAAUGGAUGUCAGUACUGUCGACUGGAUUUUUGUGCUUGACACAAUGAAUUUUUCAUUUUGGAGUGAAGAUGCUAGCAAUAAAUAUACAGUAACUUACAAGGAUAAAGCUUACACAGGUUACUGGUCAUUAUGUGCUGCAGUCAAUCGAGCUUUAGAUAAUGGCAUCCCUAUCACUACACCUGCAUAUUGUGCAAGUAUUUCUGGAGAACAACUCGCUGAUAUAUUAAAGUCUGAUUCCAACCAAGAAAUACCAUUGUUUUCCGAAAGGUUACAAGCCUUGAAACAAACAUGCAAGAUUAUUAUGAAGAAAUAUCAAGGUAGUUUUGUUAACUGUAUCAGAGAAAGUGAUAACAGUGCUGAAAAUUUGUUACAGCUCAUUGUCAACAACUUUCCUUCUUAUAGAGAUGAAGCCACAUAUGGUUCCAAGCAAGUUUCCUUUUACAAAAGAGCACAAAUUCUCAUAGCGGACAUAUGGACCUGUUUUGAAGGUCAAAGUUUGGGUUUCUUUUACGAUAUAGAGAAACUCACUAUGUUUGCUGAUUACAGGAUACCUCAAAUUCUUGCCUAUUAUGGUGCACUAAAAUAUUCAGAUAGUUUGAUGAAAAUACUAAAAGAUGGUGUUCUCAUGAAGAAUGGAGAUAGAUUAGAAGUAGAGAUCCGCGGUUGCUCAAUCUGGUCUGUUGAGAUGAUUCGAGAGGAAUCCCAAAAAUUACUGGACGAAGAUGAAGAAACCAAAAAUGCCUUGUUUAAUUCUGUAUUACUUGAUCAAUUUUUGUGGGAUUAUCGUCAAUUACAUGCUAAAGAAAUGGAUGUUAUCCCUAUCCACAAGGUGCGAUGCAUAUAUUAUUAAUUGAAAAAAAAAUCUUUACAUUCUUAGUGUGGAAAAAUAAAGACAAAGUUUUAAUUACCUUUUAGAUA
Messenger RNA from Octopus sinensis (East Asian common octopus), 1644 nucleotides. RefSeq names its product queuosine salvage protein. The transcript has 10 exons. NCBI's taxonomy places the organism in Eukaryota, Metazoa, Mollusca, Cephalopoda, Octopoda, Octopodidae. The record is from RefSeq and is a predicted model, not a curated record. Bases 551 to 1576 code for a protein of 341 amino acids.